This is a messenger RNA of Tuber melanosporum (Perigord truffle), 2925 nucleotides long. RefSeq lists its product as uncharacterized. The transcript has 8 exons. NCBI's taxonomy places the organism in Eukaryota, Fungi, Ascomycota, Pezizomycetes, Pezizales, Tuberaceae. Bases 2496 to 2762 code for a protein of 88 amino acids. The record is from RefSeq and is a predicted model, not a curated record.
CUCUCCUCAACUCCACCCAUUUUUUCCACCAACUCACAGCCUCCCCACCCUCUUCUCCAGCGCCUUCGUUUGCCCCCGCAUCCCCUUCACUCUAUACUUCCACCCCUCCUCCUCUUUGCCGGGAUUGCCACAAACCUCUCUGUUCAAAGUCUUUACUUAGCUUAAGUCUAUCCCCGACACUCGCACGAGCACCGGUACUCAAACAUCUGUCUACGAUACAGUAGCGGUAACCCGUUCACAUAGAGUACAGUAGAAUUGCUCAGCUUCCUAGAAGCAAUUGUCGGUCGAUAGCAAGCAGGAACAAUACCAGCUUAUUCACUUGCACUGCUUCGCCCCCCGGAAAACCCGACAGCUGACUCUGGAGUUUCCAUCGGAGGAUUUAGUAGCUCGAACUGAUUGACUCCCGUGCUUCUAAUCCGCAUUUUCGGCAUUUUCUACCCGUACUAAUACGAGUACCAAUACAGUUGCAUUCCCUUCCAUAUUCCAUCGAUUUUAACACCUUCUCCCAUCCAAGCAGCGACUCAGGGUUCACGAUACGACUGGCAUUCAUCCGGGUUGUGUGGUUUUGGCUUCUUCCACUUUGCUAGACGUCCAACAACCGAGACCGCGACCUCACGUAGUACUUUUUCGCAAACAAAAAUACGUUAUCAGCCUACCAUUCACCUCACCAGGGUUAUGCAGGUCGUCGGGCGAUCCGCGCCGUUAUCUCGAGAGAGAACCAGAUACCUACUACCUAAUACCACCCAAUGGAAAUGGCAGCACUUAUGACCUGGUAAACGUGGCAUUGAGGCCUUUUUUUUUUUUUGAAUACAUUGAUCUCUUAUGCCCAAUAACUAUUAGAAAGCGUACUAUCCAUUAGGAUAGGAAUAUGAGCAGGAUAUGAGGCGAAGAUCCUACGAAAAUCAUCGACGCUCACAAAUGGCUUGUGUGGAAUGUAGAGGAUGUUCCCCGCAAGUCAGCGAUGUGUCCUCUGGCACGCCCUUGCCGUCGCAAUCGGGUCCGGCUCGAUUGAGGGUGUGAACAGCAACCGCCCCCCUACCACAGACCCCACAGUCGCGGUGGCCCAGACGGCGGAAGCAAUAGUGAGGGCAGGGAACAACAAGGACUCCAGAGGCCUAGCUACGCAAGGCCGGCGAUAGGCCCGUCCACAAAAUAGCAGCAGGAGACGUCAGCGGAAAACAGCAGAAUAGUGGCCAAAAUUUAACGAAGAGAACACGCUACCCGAGUCUUACUUCAAGGGAUACCAUCCAGGGCACAGAGAGCCGUGCUGGAAGGGAACACUUGGAUUGUUAUAUAAAGCCAGCGGAAGAAGAUUGGAAUAGUAUUGGGGAAUUAGGAGAUAUAUCUAUGCUAUCCCCGACUAGCGCUAAGUCAAGGAUCCGGUCAGGCAUCUCUAGUGAACCCAAAGAAGCCCCGAGGGCGACGAGAGAAGAGGGAAUAGGCCAGGAAGAUAUAGCAACACCGAAUAUGACAUCCCGCCCUGGGCCCCUCUCUAGGGCUCUCCCCUUCGGCGGCCAAGCAUCCCCCCCUUCGUCUACCAUCCCUCUUGAGUACCAGACACCCAUUCGAUGCCCCCACUUCCACAGCACUUGAUGCCACCUCCGCAGGAGCCCGUAAUCUCCUACCAGAUCUCGAUGGUGAUGAGCACCAUGAGUUUUCCCAUCGCUAUUCCGUCCAGCCAUACCGUCGCUGCUAGUGGCGCAGUAGUGCCUACCGAGCACAAUGUUGCGACAAAGGGUUGACGGGACCAAAGGGGGAAGUUACCUUUUCCCGAUGAAUUCGGAACCUAGGGUCCACGAGCAAAUGACAUCUUGAUUCGGGAGGGGGGGUGGGCGAAAAAACCUUUUCUGCGACACUCCUGCGAUUUUCCGGGUGAGUGGUAGUGUAGGUGAUAUGUAGGUAGUGGUUUUGAAAGCUGUGGAGGGAUCUGACCCGAAUUAAAUCCGGCUCAUGCUCUUUAAUGUUUUUACUGCCUAUGCUACUCCAUAGUCCUAAUUUAGUGAUUUUACCUUUUUUAUAAUUACUUAUCUUUUGUGAAUCCCUCCAAGCGUUUGAGGGGGGUUCAAAUGCCGCUCCUAGAAAACUUAAUACCACUGAAUAGAAAGGAGCGGUGGGAUUGCUUUAAUCGCUGUUGAGAAGCCUUCAGCUCCUGUUAUACGUACCAGGCAUAACGAACCCAAAAACGGUGGGCAAAAUUCGGCACCACUAUCGAGGGGAGAGGUGGUGGUUACACGGGCAACGGGAUUGGGCCUCAAAUGCCCUUACUCGAACGAGGACCCCGCAACCCAAGGAGAGUCUGUACUCGUACCGUACUCGUAUGAUCCAUGUAUGAUACCGCAUCAUAUCAUUUCCAGCGGCAUCAGAUCAGAUCAAUCAGAUAAACAAGCUGGACUGCAACCGUAUCGGAGGAGAGGUAUGCCUUCACCCACAUGCAAAACAACGCACCUCCCCCUCCCUUCAAGAAACCCCCAAUUCAUUCAUUCAUUUCACAAACCAUGGCCUCGGCACCCGAAACCGCGGUCACUUCCGGCGCUCGCAAAAACGGCAAAUCCUGGAAACCAACCGGAACCGCCUUCCGCCCGAAAGCGGGCGCGAGUCGGUCCUGGGGAGCCCGGCUGGAGCAGCGCAAGGCGCUGGCCGCGACAAAGGAGGCCAAGGUGGAGAAGGAGCGCUACGAGCGGCUCGCCGAGAAGAUGCACGUUAAGCGAGUUGAGAGGAUCAGGCGCAGGGAGAGGAGGAAUAAGGUGCUGAAGGAGCGGUGAGACGGGUUCGGACGGGGGGAGGAGAGUGGGGGGAGGCGUGUACGGUAUGAUAAUGAGUGGUAUGAUGUCGUGACUAUAACUUAGUGGGGGAACAAAAGCUUUUUAGUUUCUCUCUCCUCUUGAUAUUGGCUUAAUUUAUACGUAUCAUAUGACACGGCAAAAA